Cyphellophora attinorum is the source of this 441-nucleotide messenger RNA. RefSeq lists its product as uncharacterized. The record is from RefSeq and is a predicted model, not a curated record. The transcript has a single exon. The coding region runs from base 1 to 441 and encodes 146 amino acids. NCBI's taxonomy places the organism in Eukaryota, Fungi, Ascomycota, Eurotiomycetes, Chaetothyriales, Cyphellophoraceae.
AUGUCAACCUACAAAGGCAGCACCCCCUCGACCAUCGACCCCCGCAUCGUCGACUUUUACGCCGAAUUCUACCGCAUCUCGGACGACCCGUCCGAGCAAUCCCACACAGCCUACGCCGACUCCGUCACCAAAGACGGCACGCUGAUCAUGGGCUUGAAGAAAGCCCAGGGCUACGAUGAGAUCUUGGAGCUCCGCAAGGGGUUGUGGUCCGGGCCGGUGAAGACGAGGAAGCAUACGCUGAAGCAGAUUUUCCCUUUUGGGGAGGGGAGUAAAGAGGUCAUGUUGCAUGGGAGUGUGGAUUAUGGGUUGAAGAAUGGGAAGGAUGUGAAUGUUGAGUGGGCGGGGAGGGCGGUUUUGGUGGAGGAUGGGGGCAAGUUGAAAAUGAGGGAGUAUCAAGUUUAUUUGGAUUCGGCGCCCGUGGUCAAUGCUAUGAAGGAUUGA